ACAUGCAUAAUGAUGCGUACAUAUCAUAAUCUUAAAUUUGUGCUAUUGCUAUAUAUAUAUAUAUAUAUAAUUAGGGUUUAUGGCUAUAUAUAGUAUAGGCACAUAAGGUUAGGUUUUAAGGCUAUAUGCUAUAUGUAAAUAGUAUAUUUAGGGUGUACAUGUUUAGUUCCUUAUAUAUGGUAUACUUAUAAGUAAAUCCCAACCCUAAUUAAGGUUAGCGUUUACAUUUAUGGACAUACUGUAAAAUUAUAAUACUAAUUUGCAUAUUGUACUAUAUGCAUACGAGUAAUGAUAGGCAGGGGCCAUCUUGCCGGCCCCUGCCCGGCCCUUUCCUACGUGGAAAGGGCCAUUUCGGUUUUAGAGCUCUUUUUUUUUUUUUUUUUUUUUUCACAAAAAAAAAAUUAAAAAUUAAAAAUUUCGAAAUUUGAAAACAACUCGGAUAUCUAUACCCAUUUUCCCAUUUUCUUCAUUUCAUAGCUUCCCCCCAAAAUUUUCCCUCCCUCUCUCCAUCUACCCAUUUCCUUCCCACCGUCGUUCUCCAUGCACGACCUGCCACCGUCGUUCUCCAUCUUCGGCCAACUCCGUCGUUCUUCCAGUUCCGGCUGUCUUCCAUCUCCGGUCGUCUUCUAUCUCCGGCCGUCUUCCAGUUCCGGCGACCAUUCGAAACCAGUGUAGUACGUCUUCUUCUCUGUAAAUAUUUUUUUGGUCCCCAAAACCACUACAAACAGCCACCAUCGUUCUCCAUCUCCGGCCAAAACCCAACCACCGUGCGAUCUCCAUCUCCGACAGAACGACCUCCGACGAGGUCCCCUAGUUCCGGCGACCCAUUUCCGGCCCAGAUUUCCCCCAUUUCCGGCUUUGGUACCGAUCUCCCCCAUUUUUGCAUUUUUUCAGUUGUUUUCAGAUUUGCUUUUUUUAGUUCCUUGCUGUGAUUUGUGGUUUUUUGCUAUUCGGUUUCUGGUUAUAAAAUGCCUUCUUACAUGUUUGUGUUAUGUGGAUUGUGAAACCUUGAUUGUAAACCGAGAAACCCCUAUGGAGCAUGAUGCUUCAGAAUGGGAUGUUGAUGCUGGGUUUGGGUCAAUUUCUGAAUGGGCACAAGUAAAUGUCACAACAAGUGAUUUGUCAAGCGGUCAUCCGUUAUGUAAGUUUGAAAUUCCUGCACGUCUAAGGAACUCUUGGACCACAUCCAAUCCCGCUAAAAAGUGGUAUGGAUGUAAUAAUUACAAGAAAGCCGGUGAUUGUGAUUUUUUUGAAUGGGCUGAUAAGGAGAUGUCUGCAUACGAGAAGAGAUUAGCGCAACAUCUGAAAGAGAUGGAAGAGAGAAGACAGGCUGACAAUGACAAAGUUGAGGAAUUAAUUGAAAAAAAAUGCAAGAAACAAUUAGCGCAACAUUUGAAAGAAAUGGAGUAGAAAGUUGAGGAAUUGAUUGAAAAAAAAUGUAAGGAGCAAUUAGCGCAACAUAAUGAGAAGAUGUUUCGUGUUUUGUUGUUAGUUGUCAUUUUGCUUUUAGCCUUUUAUUUUUGUAGUUAUAGUGAACCUAGACAUACUAACUUGAUGUUA
Molecule: messenger RNA, 1560 nt
Organism: Alnus glutinosa
Lineage: Eukaryota; Viridiplantae; Streptophyta; Magnoliopsida; Fagales; Betulaceae
Exons: 3
Coding region: 1033-1410 (125 amino acids)
Molecular function (GO): zinc ion binding
Source: RefSeq, a predicted model, not a curated record